Messenger RNA from Protopterus annectens (West African lungfish), 4788 nucleotides. RefSeq names its product POM121 transmembrane nucleoporin (gene POM121). The coding region runs from base 5 to 3499 and encodes 1164 amino acids. Gene Ontology annotation, biological process: protein import into nucleus; RNA export from nucleus. The transcript has 13 exons. The record is from RefSeq and is a predicted model, not a curated record. Gene Ontology annotation, molecular function: structural constituent of nuclear pore. Gene Ontology annotation, cellular component: nuclear pore. Lineage: Eukaryota; Metazoa; Chordata; Ceratodontiformes; Protopteridae.
CGCCAUGUCUCCCGGAGAAAAGCGGCAGGUUAUUUUAAGUUUGGCGGCGGUUCUUGGGGUGUCUCUUACUGGAUUACUACUUUAUUUGUUACCUGAGCUGGUGUUGGCAAGUGUUGGGGGUGUAGCGUGCGUUGCUUGGUUUUGGACUCGAAAACAUCCUAGGAGGGGCCUUGUCUGUUCUCGUGGUGUGGCUUUAUUACUGCAGUUACCACCGGCUCUCAGACGUUGGAUCCCGCUCAAAGCAGUCAACGGUGGUCCGCGGACAUCAGGCCGAUCUGUGCGCCAGGGUUUUCGUGGGGUACGCUUCACUGGUGUUGAACGGUUUUGGGAGAAUUUACGCUUUUUUGGUACUGAAGAUCUCAUUCCCUCAGAGGCACGCACAAAACUACUCACUCCCCGUGAUUUGUUAAUGGGGAGUUACUUGGGAAAGCCUGAAAAAACUAGCAGUCACUUAGAGACUGCACCGGGAAAGGCAGCGAGCCGGGAGUUGAGAGAACUGCUUGCAAGACCAAAUCAUGUUGUACCAAGCCCGACCAGGCGAUUGUCAUUCGGGGAAUCUGUGACUAUGUCGAAUAGAUUUACUAUUGUACCACGCAGACGUUAUCCGAUACAGCAGCCACAGUAUGCGUUGCUGGGAGCCUUACCUGCUGUGAGAUGGGAUGGCUUUCAGAAGAAAACCGUCCUUUCACCUAGGAAUUCUGCAAUGGUUCAGAGUCCUGUCAGAGUGAGAAUUGCACGACCUGAUAUUUCAAUCAUGCGGUCACCUAUACUUGAGCAGUUGCCAUCUUCACUGAACCGUCCCCCUAUUGGCUGUCCAGACCCCUGUGCGAGAGAGACUGUGCUGAGCGCUUUGAAAGAGAGACGGAAGAGAGGAGUGGAGGAAGAAGGGACUUCUACUUCAGACCAGGAGAACAAGCGAAGGCGCCAUGACAGUAGUGGAAGUGGACACUCUGCCUUUGAACCUCUUGUGGCUAAUGGAGCACCAGCGUCUUUAGUUCCCAAGCCAGGAACUUUGAAGAGAGAUUUGAGCUCUCAAGCAUUUGAGGAUUCAUUGCUUAAAAGGUCUCGGACUUCCUCAGUCAGUUCAAUGAGUAGCUCUGUUGCUGGAGGAAUAUCAUCUGCAAGAAAUGCAAUCUCCAGUUCAUACAGUUCUAGUUGGGAGGUAAACAAGGUUCGGAAAAGUAUUGGAGUGAAUGCAUCUCCUCUUUCAAGCAAUGAGUCAUCCAGGUCUGAAACGCCAGAGAAACCAUCUAAAAAACUAAGGGCAGAGGAACCACAAGAUUCCAACACAUCUACCCCAGUAAAGAAGGAUAAAGUAGAACAAGCUCAGCUCAAAGAAAAAGCCAAAAGCUCUCCACAGUCCACCUUUGCAUUUGCUUCUACAUCAGAAGGUGAUGGGAAACGUAGGAGGAAGGUACCACUUUUGCCUGUGCGAAAAGAACCACUUAUAUUGCCUCCACCACCUCAGCUUGGGUAUAACGUUACAGCAGAUGAUUUGGAUAAUGAAAAAAGAAUGGAGUUAGAGAGAAUAAAAAAAGUUUUUGAAGAAAAGCCAGAAGCUGACCAGUCUUCAGCCAGUACUAUGACUACACAAAUGUCUGCUACAUCACAGUUUGCACUCCCUAAGUCAUCGUCAGGGAAAGAUGCUGUAGCUGCUGCUUUAAGUACAUCAGUAGCUGUAGCAAGCCCGUUACUUGAGUCUGCAAAGGUGAAAAGUAGUGGUUCUCCAGCAUUUGCAGAUUCGUCUGUUGGUGCAGCACCUUCUACUACUACGGACGUCCCAGCGAAUGCAUCUGUCAGCUUUACAGGAGCAGCAUCAGUGACCCAAACGGAAACCUCUGUGCCUGUGCAGUCAAAUUCAUUAUUGAACUCUACCUUUUCCUUAACAUCUUCACCACCAGUUCAGACAAACAGCACAUUAUGCAAUUCUUUCCCUGCAAAUCAAAUGCAGGUACCCAUCAGAAGCACUUUUACGCCAUCCUGUGAUUCUAAGGGGCAGACUGUGAGCUCAGCUGCAAAUAUAUCUUCCUCUUUGGGUUUCUCAUCCAGUACCACAACUUUACCAGUGUUUAAACCUAUUUUUGGUACUGCCUCAGCUGGUCAGAAUAGCACUACAUUAGUAACGACACCAGCAAUUGCUUCCCCAUCUACCACAAGUACUGCAUUUAACCCUGUUCUUUCAAGCUCUUUGUCUUCAGCAGGGUCUAGUACAGCUUUUACUUUCGGACAGUCUUCACAGUUGGCAGCAGCAAAUACAUUUAACCCAUCGGUCACUACUACUACUGGCUGUGUUUUUUCUGGACUUGGUCAUGCAGAAACAAAUGGUCUUAAUGCAGCUACAAAUCCCAAAGCCAGUGUUGGACUUAAUACCUCAAGUUCUGGUUCAAGUGAAAGUGGUUCUUGUAAGCAGUCAGUCUUCCAGCUUAGUGUUGCAACAACAAGUGCUGCCACAAGCACAGCAUCUGGGUUGGCCACAAAUGCAGGUUUUCAGUUUGGCAAACCUGCAGCCCAAGCCAUAGCUUCCCAAUCAACGUCUGUCUUCGGCCAGUUAGGCUCAUCUAGUCAGCCAGCAAAUGCAUCAAGUUCAAAUAUUUUUGGUGGCUAUAACAGCACAAGCGCUGCAUCUUCUGCUGCUACUUCAAGCCAGACAACUUUCACAUUUGGAGUUCCUUUUGGUGGCAGCACAAGUCUGCCUCAGUCAGGAGUAGCUGGCCAACCAGGUUUCCUUAGCAACACAAGUAGCCAGCAUAGUUUAGGUAAAACUGCUACAAGUCAGUUUAACUUUGGAAGUGCUAUUGCUCCUUUCACUUUUGCAGGGAACUCUGCACAGCCCACUUCACAAACAGCAUUUGGAACAACUACACAGGCCACAUUUCCUAGUACCACAUCUCCGCUUUCUUUUGGGGUAGGCACUAGCCAGACAACAUUUGGGAAUACCUCCUCUGUGUUCUCGUUUGGUACAUCAACUUCCUCUACUGCGGCAUCCACAUUUGGUUCCAACACUCAGACUUCAAGCACCAAGGCUGCCAGUGGUUCAAUUUUCAGUGCUACUAAUACAGGUUUUAACUUUGGUGGAGCCACUCAAAGUACAGGAACAAAUGCUUUUGGAAUGGAGUCCAGUAAUCCAGUUGCUCCAUCUGGAGGCUUUGCUUUUGGGUCUGGGCAAACAAGUGCCCCAAGCCUGGCAGGAGCUUUUGGUGGAGGCUCUGGAUCCCAGUUUAGCAGCUCUACUAAUCAAGCAAGCCAGAAUCUUAGUAAUUUCACGUUUGGCUCCACGAAUACAGCUGAGAACAAGUCCACGUUUGGAGGAAAUACAACACCUGCAUUUGGACAGAGCAGUGCUGGAGGGGGCUUUUCUUUCGGAACUCCAAGUACCCCAGCUCCAAGCUUUGGGGGAAGUCCAUCAACACCAUUUGCAUUUUCCAUUGGUUGUGGAUCAAAAGUUUCGGGUGCCAGGCAAAGGCUGCAAGCCAGGCGACAACAUCUACGCAAAAAGUAAUUUUGAGGCAGAAACCAAGAUGGCAUGUGUAACAGAGCUCCACAAAGGCACCAUACACUGUAAUGCAGACAUGCAGUUUGACUUUGUGGUGGCAACUGCUCAUCAUCGUGUACCUCUCAUAAGUUGCAAGUGAACCCCUUCAGGGAAUGUGAAAUGUCGUCUUCAUCAGAAGACGCUUCUGAAUGUUGAAACUCUGCUUUGCGUUACAUCUGUAUUGAAUACGGAAGCAAAUUACCAACAUAUCCUAGUAACUUGAACUAGUCCAUUAUUUUAACUGGACAAGAAUGUAAAUAUCUGUUAAUUCAUUUGCUCUCUUGUUUUUCUCACUGUCUGUGUUUGUCAUCCCAUGAAACAACUUGUAUCUUUUUUGUCCCUGUAAUGUCUGCUUUCCCCUGUUCUGUACAGUGUUAUUUCUCAAAUAAUUCUCUUAAAUGGACACAGCAACCAGUCAGGUUUCAUGUUUCCAGUUCUGUCUUAAGUAUUUUUGUGCCUGCAGUUUAUGUAUUUUACAUUGUGCUUUGCUACCUCUUAGAAUUAAGUUUUAUUAUUCAUGUUCAUCUUGAACCUGCAGUAUCCUUUUCCUCAAAAUAAUGGAAUUUACUCAAAUGUAAAUAUUCAUUUUUUUCCAUGUUCCUUUGGGUUGAAGCUGCCUAUGGAUUUGCUUGGCAAGUAUUCCUGUUGAAUUGCAACUCUGCACUUAAAAAUAGUCAAGUGUCUUAUCAGUUUUCCCAUGUGCCAGAAGAAGACUAAAUCCAGUCAGCUAACAUUUUUUAAAGAAGAACAUUAUAUUCAACUUAAUGUGGUGCCCUACCUGUUAUUUUCAGAUCACUUUGGAACUGCAGGCUUCUUAGUACAACUAUUUCAGAUUGAAUGCUGUAUAACAUUUUUUGCUGUCACUGACUAGUUGAUUUAAUUGCUCAGAACAUUUUAGGGAGACCCUAUUUCUGCAAGUGUGGAUUCUUUGAUUUUUUUAUGCAUUGACUGAUGUCUGGAUGUUUGUGACUAAUAUAAAUAGAACUGAAAAGCCAACGUUAGUUCCUUGGUUUUAAGAAUGAGAACAAGUUAUAUGAACUUGUCCUGAAGCCAGUUAAGCACAGUAAAUUGUCUUGAUUGCAUCUUGUAACAUUUGCCAGAUUGCCCCCAAUCAGACACAAAUAUGUAGUCUCUAGAAGUCAAUUAGCUUAAGGUUCUGUGAUGUUUCAGCAGUAAUGCUUGACAUUAAUGUUUUAUUGUGAUACCAGUUUGUCCAAUUUAGUAAGCAGUUAGCUCUUCUGGAAAAGCACUCUUUG